Messenger RNA from Sabethes cyaneus, 1275 nucleotides. RefSeq names its product neuropeptide FF receptor 2-like. Gene Ontology annotation, molecular function: G protein-coupled receptor activity. The transcript has 6 exons. Gene Ontology annotation, biological process: G protein-coupled receptor signaling pathway. Gene Ontology annotation, cellular component: membrane. The record is from RefSeq and is a predicted model, not a curated record. Bases 1 to 1275 code for a protein of 424 amino acids. NCBI's taxonomy places the organism in Eukaryota, Metazoa, Arthropoda, Insecta, Diptera, Culicidae.
AUGAAAACUGGAUUCAACUUAUUGCCGGAAGAUGCUCCGUUACUAAGGAUUCCCGCACCUAGAUUUUUAUGGUCAUCUCCCAUGCCGGUUAACACAUCGUGGCAUGACUAUCCAACCGAAAUAUGGGACCAAAUACCGGACAGAGAUAUUAUUAUCAAGCUGACCGUGCUGAUCCCGAUAGUGUUGUUCGGCAUUCUGGGAAAUAUUACGCUACUGGAAAUCAUUCUCUCGAAUCGUGCACUGCGAACUUCAACCCAUCUGCUGAUCGCUAACCUGGCGCUCAUCGAUUUGGUUACACUUGUUCUCUGUCCGCCAAUGUUUAUUUUACACGACAUCCACCAGAGGUAUGUGCUGGGACCGAUUGGUUGCAAGCUGGAAGGGUUUGUCGAAGGAGGUCUACUGAUCACAUCCAUACUAGCACUCUGUGUAGUAAGCUACGACAGGCUAGCGGCCAUAGUCCUUCCGGCAAAAGCAAGAAUGACGAGAAACUGCGUCAUCCUUGCCAUUGUGCUUUGCUGGAGUUUGGGAUUCGCUGCCGCUCUUCCGCUAGCCAUCUACCGCAACUAUCGGGAGCGCAAUUGGAGUAAUUUCCGUGAAACUUACUGUUCCGAAAACCAUGAAGUUAUGCCCAUCUACUGGGACUACAUUGUGAUUCUGCUGGUAUGGAUGCCGUUGGCGGUAAUGUUGGUGACCUACGCUGCCAUUCUGUUCAAGCUGGAUCGGUACGAAAAGAAGGCACUGAACCGAGAACAUCCGAUGGUCGUGAGGUUCAAAAGUCGAGUUGUUAAGACACUAUUCGUCGUGCUGAUGACUUUCAUCGUCGUGCGCAUACCGUUCACGAUAAUGAUUAUGAUUUACUACAAAAAUGUUGAUGAUUCUAACUCAUUUCAGGUAAAUGAUAACUUUGUUCUACUGUGGUGGUUGGCAAAAAUGGCUUUUAUAUUUUUGUACUCUGCAAUGAAUCCCGUGAUAUAUGGGCUAACCAAUAGAACUUUUCGUAAAGCUUAUAAGAGUUCAAAAAUUCUUGGCACUCUGUUGAGGUUUAGUGAGGACGUUGAUAAAUCGCCAGAUAACAAACCAUUGGCGUUUUCCCGCUCGUCUUCAACUGAACAUCCUAUUAACACGAUUCUCAUUUUUAGAUACAUCGUUGCCAACUGGUUAAAUUCUACCAUUCGAUAUAAGGACAAAUGUCGCACGGUUGGAAAUCAGCGCGAACAAAACAAUCUUGCUGACGCGAACAACACAAAAUCCUCCGAAAUGAUACAAAACAAUUAG